AAUCUAGUAUUGCGUUGUUGGCUGUUUGUCAAAAUCUCUUUACUCCAUCUUUUGCUCCUUUAGUAACUUGUACAAUUUAUCAUAGUUCAAAUUUCUGUUAAUAAACAGAAAACCCAUAAUAAUGGGUGUCAGAGGUUUAGAGUCUUAUAUGGAAACAAGUUGUAGAGCAUCUGUUCCCUUAGUUAAUAUUGCAGAUCGUGCUAUCGAGUUAAGAAGAACAUCACUCAAGCCUGACCAAGAACUGAUUAUUGUUGUGGACGGAUCAUGCUGUUUACGAAUUCUCUAUGGUGACUUGGAGUGGGUCGGUGGAGCCCAAUUACAGCAAUAUAAAGAGAAGGCCAAACAUUUUGUCCAGGCAUUUAAAGACUUGAACAUGCGUCUCGUAUUCUUUUUUGAUGGGCCAAUACUAGAAAGAAAACGUAAAACAUGGGUGAAGAAAAGGCUAAGCAAAUUAAAACCGAUGUAUCAAGUUUUGGAUGCAAUAAAUAAAAAUAAACCAACUCACAAUAUCCCAAAACAUUGUUUUGAAUUACCCCCUGGAGUAGCUCAGCUUGCACGAGUGACAUUCAAGAUUGAUUGUGGUUGUCAAGUAUAUCAGACCCUGAAAGAAUGUGAUGAAGAGAUAACAGAGUACGCCAGAAAAAAUAGAGCAUUUGGAAUCCUGGCACAAGACACAGACUACGUGAUAAUGGACACAGGAGACACCUUAUACCUGUCAAUGAAACAUCUGAAUCUUGGCAACAUGACAACCCGAGUGUAUGAUCGCUGGAACCUGGCUCGCAGCCUCAACUUGGACCCCUCUCAGCUUCCAUUACUGGCAACAUUGAUGGGAAAUGAUAUCAUCAAUGUAGAACAUCUAAAGCGUUUUCAUUUACAACUCAAUAGAGAAGGAAAUCUUGGUCUGGUUCAAAACAUAGCUGAAUAUGUCCGUACUUUGCCUCGUGAUGAAGCUCAAUUAAAACAAAUGUUACCUGACAUAUCGAAGAAAACUUUAGGUCAUCCCUUUAAAAAAAGUGACAUUGUUUGCAGUUUAAACAGCUACAAGUUAUGCGCUACAGAUACACAUCCUACUGGACAGCUGCAUGGUGGGAGUGGUCAGAGAUUUGCAGAUCGCUCAACCCCUGGCUUUUCUCAGAGGCAGCAGCGAGGGCUGCAACCUUUUCCACAACACAAAGUAUCUCGACGUCGUCGACGUGGUGGGCGCUUCCCAAUUCAUCCUCGCACUUUCCAAGCCUAUUUAGGUUAUGAGAGAGGAGAAAUAUCCAGACAUGAUAACUGGACAAGAGUAAUGGUAGAGGCAAGGAAUAAACACCAGAUCGACAAAUUGCCUAACAUGGUGUAUGCUGUUAUGAGUGGUUUACCCUUUGAGAGUUCUACUUCCCUUGAAGAUUUCCGUCAAGAUGAUCUUCCAACAUUUGCUUCAGUAACACAGCUUAUUAGACAGCAAACCUAUGGGAUACUACUACAAGAGAAGCCUCCCCCAGAAUCUGGGGUACACAUGGUACCAGAGUGGUGUAUGGCCGGACCAAGGAGCUUGGACCAGGCUAACUAUGUUGCAGCCAUACCGCCUGCAUCUCCUCAUCCUGGUCUUUUUGCUCUGUGGAAUGGAGAAGAUGAAAGGCUUGUGUCAGUGCGCUGGCGUCUGUUUGUGUCCAGUGUAUCUCGUAAUCUAAACAUCUCACGAGUGAGAUAUUUGCCAUCACACCUUGUCAUCCCUACCCUUAUACUGUUUAAACUCAAUGAGUUGGAUUGUUUGUACGAGUGGGAGGUGAACGCCAUGCUGGCCACUGCCUCAUGUAUCAGGCACUAUGAUGUGGCAAUGUUGAAAGCACUGCCAUCUGAUCCUGUCACUGCCAGAGGUGUCAGGGUGUCCAACCUUAUCAUGCGCUUCACCUUUGUAUUGUACUUUCUCCUAGCAGCUUGUGGCUAUCCUCUCACAGAGCGUGAGACUGAUCCUAGUCUAUUUUUUGAUGGAAAGCUGUUUCAAGUAAAGUACAACAAAUCAAAGGCUGGCUGUUCCAUUGAAGAACUGUGUGACAAUGAGCCGGAUUUGCUAGAAGAUUUUAUUAUGGCGUAUGAUGUGGUGUUCCAGAACCACUAACUGACUGACAUACAGUAUAUACAUAAUAAUUGUUACACCAAUUUACACACUUUAUAAAAUAAUGUAUUCUAUAAGGUUCUCUAUAAAUUAAUCCAUAGUUUUAUUACAAUUAUUAGUAUUCCAUUAGAGGUAUAGAGUUUCUUAUUAAUUCAAUGAUAUUUUUGGCUACUGAAUCAGAAUUCUCUGUUUGUCACCUCACAGUCACUUCCACUAAAAAUCUUCACAAUUUGAACAAUUUUUUAUGUUUCGCAAUUUUUAAUUCCGUAUUUAAGAAUGGAGACUCUUGUACACCAUUAAAUAAGAUAAAAUUAGCUACCUACGAAGAAUGUAUAAAAUAACAUACAUUUUCUAAAAUGGGUGUUAUUGCUAGAUUGUUGUGAAAAAGAAUGACUUACAAUAACUGUAAUUUUACAGAAAUCAUUUCUUAGAAAGUGAAAACAGAAACAAUUUCUUAUGAAUUAGAAAGAUUUACAGGUGUAAACUACUAAUGAUAUCUUUACAAAGAUUAAGAAUGGAUGGGAUUUAUUCUUGUAAUUACUUUGAUUUUGAAGUAAAACAAUAAUUUUCUGCUAUUUUUGUCAGAGGAAAGAAGUUAAUUUUGGUUUACAUUAUUCUACAGUAAAUAUAUUUAAGUAUACUAUGUUAUAAAGUAUCACUAAUAAAUGGCUAUGUGACAGCUU
Molecule: messenger RNA, 2781 nt
Organism: Homalodisca vitripennis (glassy-winged sharpshooter)
Lineage: Eukaryota; Metazoa; Arthropoda; Insecta; Hemiptera; Cicadellidae
Product: constitutive coactivator of peroxisome proliferator-activated receptor gamma-like
Exons: 11
Coding region: 122-2101 (659 amino acids)
Cellular component (GO): nucleus
Source: RefSeq, a predicted model, not a curated record